This is a messenger RNA of Dinoponera quadriceps, 502 nucleotides long. It is a transcript of the gene HSPC300, whose product is annotated as probable protein BRICK1-B. The coding region runs from base 167 to 397 and encodes 76 amino acids. Lineage: Eukaryota; Metazoa; Arthropoda; Insecta; Hymenoptera; Formicidae. Gene Ontology annotation, biological process: actin filament organization; regulation of actin polymerization or depolymerization; cell motility. The transcript has 3 exons. The record is from RefSeq and is a predicted model, not a curated record. Gene Ontology annotation, molecular function: protein-containing complex binding. Gene Ontology annotation, cellular component: SCAR complex.
CACUGUCCCCGGCCAUAAAACUGAACCGAACUAACCUUAUCAUUCCAAAAAAAUGUGAUAACACUGUGAAAAUAUUUCACGCGAUAUUACAUAGCAUUUUGCGCAACAUUUUAUUAAAGGGAUACGUGAAAAUAAUAUAUAUCUCCGUGUUAGUGACGUACAAGUAAUGGCGGCCAUACAUCGAGAAGCGAUACAAAAGCAGAUUCAACAGGAUUGGGCUAAUCGCGAGUACAUAGAAGUUAUUACCGGCAGUAUUAAAAAGAUCACGGAUUUUCUCAACUCCUUCGAUAUGUCUUGCAGGUCGAGGAUAGCGGUUCUUAAUGAAAAACUGACGACUCUUGAACGUAGAAUCGAGUAUCUUGAGGCAUGCGUCACGAAGGGUGAGACGUUGACGUAAUCUCCUCAUUAACAUGACACAGCCAUCGUUUCCUUCCAUAAUCUGUUCUGAAUUUUCCUUUUCUGUACUAAGAAUCUAAAUAAAUAUAUACACGAUGAAAGCAAA